AUGGCCAUGGGAGGUGGCCUGCUGCUGCUCAUGCGCUGGGCGGGGAGGGGGCUCAGCCAGCAGGGAGGGGCGAGCGGUAAGCCGCUGCUGACGGCGGUGCGGAGCGCCCACGGCACAGGCGCCAAGCCAGGCUCGCGCAGGGCGGGGCCUGAGCAGACACCACUGACGGCGCUGCCUGUGCCGGCCUCCACUGCGAGAUGCGCAGGGGGCACGGGGAAAGGCGAGGCCGCUGGGGGGGGGCGUGGAGUGGUGGCGGUGUGGGGCCGGGAUGGCCGGGGAAGGGCCCCAAACGACGAAGACCGCAGGGAAGCAAGCGGCUGGUACAGUGCGCUGUUGACGACGUCCUUCUUCCUCGGCGACGUCUCCGCCAGUCUGCAUGCAGGUGAUUGCUUAAUUUUCACGGUCGUUGCCGACAAGACAAGAUCAAGAACGGGCAUCACGGCGCAGUGCAAUACAUUGGGACAGCAGCUUGGAGUCCGCCGCCUCCGCCAUGGCCUCGUAGUAGUAGAAGUCGAAGUACGACCUGCUGCCGGGGUACAGGUCGCUGGCGCCCUGGAUGCUGAAGAGCGACUCGUUGGAUGCCAUGCUCCACUCAGCCUGCAACACCGACGUCCUGUGCUGGAACAUGUACUGAAGUCUGGACUGCCCAGAGUCCUCACAAACAUAACACAUAAUCUUUAUAUGCAAUGUGCUUAUAUUGCACAAGCACUGAAUCCAUGUCCAGCUGCUGCUCUGAAUCCAAAGCAUUGCAAACCUGCACCCUGUGGCAAAAGAAAGAAGCCAGCCAAGUUGCUGAUUGAAAAUGGAAUUAGCAAAAGCCUACUGCUGCUGAAAAUCCAAUUAAUGUGA
Molecule: messenger RNA, 849 nt
Organism: Miscanthus lutarioriparius
Lineage: Eukaryota; Viridiplantae; Streptophyta; Magnoliopsida; Poales; Poaceae
Source: the annotation of a GenBank genome assembly